Molecule: messenger RNA, 1195 nt
Organism: Neopelma chrysocephalum (saffron-crested tyrant-manakin)
Lineage: Eukaryota; Metazoa; Chordata; Aves; Passeriformes; Pipridae
Product: histidine--tRNA ligase, cytoplasmic-like
Exons: 10
Biological process (GO): mitochondrial translation; tRNA aminoacylation for protein translation
Cellular component (GO): mitochondrion; cytoplasm
Molecular function (GO): aminoacyl-tRNA ligase activity; ATP binding; identical protein binding
Source: RefSeq, a predicted model, not a curated record
GGGCGGGCGCGGGGCGGCCAUGGCGGCGCAGGAGGCGGCGGUGCGGGCACAGGCAGAGGCGGUGCGGAGGCUCAAGCAGGACAAGGCCGACCCCGACGAGAUUGCAAAGGAGGUGGCAAAGCUGCUGGAGAUGAAGGCCCAGCUGGGGGGAGAUGAGGGGAAACCCAAGUUUGUGCUCAAGACCCCGAAGGGCACACGGGACUACGGCCCCAAGCAAAUGGCCAUUCGGGAGAGGGUCUUCAAUGCCAUCAUCUCCUGCUUCAAGCGCCACGGGGCAGAAGUCAUUGACACACCCGUGUUCGAGCUGAAGGAGACGCUGACGGGGAAAUACGGGGAAGACUCGAAGCUCAUCUAUGAUCUGAAGGAUCAAGGAGGGGAGCUGCUGUCCCUGCGCUACGACCUCACAGUGCCCUUCGCUCGCUACCUGGCCAUGAACAAGAUCACCAACAUCAAGCGCUACCACAUUGCCAAGGUGUACAGGAGGGACAACCCGGCCAUGACCCGGGGCCGCUACCGCGAGUUCUACCAGUGUGACUUUGACAUCGCCGGGCAGUUCGACCCCAUGAUUCCCGAUGCCGAGUGCCUGAAGAUCGUGCACGAGAUCCUGAGUGACCUGCAGCUCGGGGACUUUGUCGUCAAGGUCAACGACCGGCGCAUCCUCGAUGGGAUGUUUGCAGUUUGUGGGGUCCCAGACAGCAAGUUCCGAACCAUCUGCUCCAGUGUUGACAAACUGGAUAAGGUGCCGUGGGAGGAGGUGAGGAGCGAGAUGGUGGGAGAGAAGGGGCUCUCUCCCGAGGCUGCAGAUCGCAUCGGGGAGUACGUCCAGCUCCACGGUGGGCUGGAUCUGAUCGAGCGGCUCCUCCAGGACCCAAAGCUGUCGCAGAACAAGCUGGCCAAGGAGGGGCUGGGGGACAUGAAGCUGCUGUUUGAGUACCUGACCCUGUUUGGGAUCACAGGGAAGAUCUCCUUCGACCUGAGCCUGGCGCGGGGCCUGGACUAUUACACGGGGGUGAUCUUUGAGGCCGUGCUGCUGCAGCAGGAGAACGAGCACGUGGAGGAGCUGGUGGGCGUGGGGAGCGUGGCUGGAGGCGGCCGCUACGACGGGCUGGUGGGGAUGUUUGAUCCCAAGGGCCGGAAGGUGCCCUGCGUGGGGGUCAGCAUUGGGAUCGAGCGGAUCUUCUCCAUCCUGGAGCAG